This is a messenger RNA of Nannospalax galili (Upper Galilee mountains blind mole rat), 3050 nucleotides long. RefSeq names its product coiled-coil domain containing 17 (gene Ccdc17). The transcript has 12 exons. NCBI's taxonomy places the organism in Eukaryota, Metazoa, Chordata, Mammalia, Rodentia, Spalacidae. The record is from RefSeq and is a predicted model, not a curated record. The coding region runs from base 1 to 1863 and encodes 620 amino acids.
AUGGCUAACUACUAUGGGGAGUCAGGACUUCUGCCCUGUGGGUCUUGUGACAUGGCUUUCCGCUCCUGGGCUUUGUUGGCCACCCACACUCAGCGAUUCUGCAUUGGCCGCCUGACCCCGGAGGAGACACUUGGAACACAGCCUUCAGUACCCACAGAACGGGGCUCCGCGGUUGUGUCACAACUCCAGGGCCGCUCAGAUCAGGAGGCCAGGAAAUCUGCUCUAAAAAGGUUGACAGAGGAGGUGCAGUUGCUGCGGCUGUCCCUACAGGAAAUGAGACCCCAGGUGGCCAAGGGUUCCACCCCCCACACUGCCGGGAGCCCUGGCGAGCGGCUGCGGGCGCUGCAGGGGACCCGUGCCCGGCGCCUGGUGGAGGUGGAAACACAGAGCCGGAUCUUAGAGCGACGCUGCGAGGAACUAAGACGGCGCCUCCAGGUCGUCGCCCAGGCCAGGGGAGGGCUAUCCGGCCCCUUGGGCUUGGAGCGGGAAGUCCAAGAACUCAGGGCUGAGGCGGGUCGCACCUGGGACGCUCUGCAAGUGUUGGGGGCGCGUGUUCUUGAGCUGCAGCCCCGGGCAGGCGCCCGGCGGACCUGGCAGAGUGCAGAGUUGUAUUUGCCAAUGCUUCAGGCCAAUUCAGGAACUCUAGCUGCUGAGAUCCGGGCUCUGCGUGAGGCCUACAUACGAGGCGGAGGCCGGGACCCUGGAGUUUUGGACAAAAUGUGGCAGUUGCAAGUGGAGGCGACAGCCCUGAAGUUGAGGCAGUCACAGACCCGCAAGGAAAAAGCAAGUGCCACCUCUGAGGAACUUCUAGUUGUAGAAGCCGAAAACCGGCGCCUGGAAGCAGAGAUCCUGGCUUUGCAGAGACAGAAGGGCCUGGGCCGGGGGCCCUGGGGACCCAGGGAACAACGACUCCUGACUGAUCUGUACCCAAGCAUGAGGGAGAGAGGAAAUCCUCCUCACUUUCCUCCACCAGUUGCGCCCCUGCUGCCACCACUUCCAGGUUCCGCUAAUAUCCAGAACUUCCAUGGCACUCCAAAGGCUCUACUUCCUGGAACCAUGACAAGGAACUUGGGCCUGGACCCACACUUCCUCCUGCCAGCAUCUGAUGUUCUGGGUCCUGCACCCUAUGAUCCUGGGGCUGGCCUUGUCAUUUUCUAUGACUUCCUGCGGGGUCUUGAGGGUUCUUGGAUUUGGGUGCAGCUAAUGACCAGCUUGUCCCGAGAUGGACAGCAUACAGGAGGAACCACAGCAUUGCCCCCAACCCUCUGCUUGCCCCUGCCUUCAGCUCCUGGGCCUAUGGGCAACUGUGCCAUCCUUGCCAGCAGGCAGCCUGUGCGCAGGCUGCCUCCAUCGCUAUUGGUAUCUCUGAUCUGUGAACUACAGGCCUGGAAGGGAACAGAAUGGGCUACGGCACCACAACCAAAGGCUUGGACCUCACUAUCACUGUUUGACGGGAAUCAGCGGGUGCUUAGUGGCCGGUGGCGUCUCCCAUUUCGGACCCUUCCUCUGAACCCCUGCCUCAGUAUUGGCCAGCUAAAUGAGAUUCCCCAGGUGAGUGUGGUGGAUGGGGACUGGGUCUGCUUCAAGAUUGAGAUGGAGGACUUCACCUCUCCCCAGGCAGGUCAAGUUGAGCUCUUUCUGCGAGUGGUGAAUGCAAGAGACGCAGAUGUCCAGACAUUGGAAGAAAUCAGUCCAGCAAGUGCCCACAAGUACCAGUUCCUGCCACCGGUGCCCAGUUCAUCUACACUGAGAAUCAAUUCCCUCAGCCACAAUGCUGGCUUUGUUGAUCCCCCACCCACUGUGGAAGAACCUUUUGUCAGCAUCAAUGAAACAGAAGAGCAUUUGGGGCUUCACCAGUUCUGACCCACACCCACCAGGUUUCUGAGGUGUGAGGCCUACUUCCAGACCUGCAACUUUGUGUCUAAAAAGUGGUAAAAUUCCAAUGAAGCCAUGGACAGACCUGCAGAUUCUCAUACACUUAGAACGUUGCCUGGCAUUUAAGAUCCCUGAAAGAUUAGAGACAAACCACUCAACUCCCAGCUUCCUCAGGACUUCAGGCACAUAAGUCUCCAAUAUCAGCUCUCAAGCUCCCAAUAUACAGCGAACUCCUGAGCUUUAUAAAUCCCGGACCAAUAAUGUCCUAGUCAAGUAGGGAUCAUGUACUAGAAUCACAUACUGGACAUAUAAAGUAUGUUUGGAUUUUAAAAGGCAGGUUUAUUUUUAAUUUUUGCCUGCAUGGAUGUAUGUGCACCUAUGUGUGCAGUGCCCACAAAGAUCAGAAGAGGGCAUCUGGAGUUAUAGAAGUUAGUGUUGGGAACCAAACCCAGGUCCUCUGCAAGAGGUUUUCAGCCAGUCACAGGGUCCAUUUCCUCAAUUUGUGUACCCUGGUCAUCAGAUCCCAGCCAUGAGCUAGACAGCAAAUUUGCCUCUCGACCUUUAUUCCAUUCUCAAGUGUUCUGGGCAGUCCAGGACCCCUCUUGUCAAGUGUAAUUCCAAACCAGUUUAUUUUAUAAGCAUCUUUAUUUUUGUAAGUCAAAACUGUAGACAGUAUAACAAAUCCAAUUAUUGACAAAAACCUUUCUAUACAGAACAAAUAUAAUUCAAACAGAUAUCUUCCUACUGAUUCUUCCAGUUGUCCACCGCUGCAGUCUCAGCUCCUUUUCAAUCACAAAGCUCAGUUCUCUGUAAUUAAAUAUAUCAACUUUUCCUCAAGGAAUCACUUCCCAAGUUUCCUUCAGUUUCCAGGAUAGAAUUAUGACCCUCAAUGGAGGCCAGGUGAACAGAAGAUAGGCACAACCCAAAGCUAGGUUCAUAGUCUAUCAUCCAUUUUCAGCACCAAAUAGUAAGAUCUUCACCCGAGUCUUGUUUUGUAGGCCCCCAUCCAGGGACAGCACCAGUGAAACCUUGCAAGACAUGAGUUGAGCAAAGUAUCUGAAAAUAGAAAUGUAGCACCAAUGGAAGACAAAGGGCCGAUAACCACACUUGAAUUUGAUCACCUCCACAUUAGACAGGAAUUGGGUUGUCCAACAAUAUAGGAGAAAAUAAAAACA